Molecule: messenger RNA, 1733 nt
Organism: Neoarius graeffei (lesser salmon catfish)
Lineage: Eukaryota; Metazoa; Chordata; Actinopteri; Siluriformes; Ariidae
Gene: fuca1.2
Product: alpha-L-fucosidase 1, tandem duplicate 2
Exons: 8
Coding region: 220-1554 (444 amino acids)
Biological process (GO): glycoside catabolic process; fucose metabolic process
Cellular component (GO): lysosome
Molecular function (GO): alpha-L-fucosidase activity
Source: RefSeq, a predicted model, not a curated record
UCAGGUGACCAAAGCGGAAAUACAGUCAUAUGACCGAGACACAUCCUCAGCGGUAAUGUAAAAUCUGUGUGUGAAGGUGAAUAAAAUCCUGUGAAUGAGGAUGUUUUAUUGUCCUCUCACGGGUUUGUCAUACGGAUGUUCAUUUGUGUCUGAAUAUCUUGCUGAUCGAGUUGCAGUGAAGUCGCUCCACACUCCUCCUCCGCGCCUGUCGGGUUAAAGAUGCUGCUGCUGUUGUGCGCAGUGAGCUGCGCGCUGGUCUGCGCGGAGCCCUACAAGCCCGACUGGAGAAGCCUGGACGCCAGACCGCUGCCCAAAUGGUACGACGAGGCCAAGUUCGGGGUGUUCGUCCACUGGGGCUUGUUUUCAGUACCGGCUUUCGGCAGCGAGUGGUUCUGGUGGAACUGGCAGGGUGCGCUGGAGGUCAAGUACAUCCAGUUCAUGCUGGAGAACUAUCCUCCCGGAUUCACGUACGCAGAGUUCGCGCCGCACUUUAACGCGCAGUUCUUCCAGCCGGAAGAGUGGGCGGAAGUGUUCGAGGCUUCCGGUGCCAAGUAUGUUGUUUUUACCGCGAAACACCAUGAAGGUUUCACUAACUGGGGAUCACCGACAUCAUGGAACUGGAACUCAGUUGAUAACGGGCCUCACAAGGACCUUGUUGGGGAGCUGGGGACUGCCGUUCGGAAAAGGUCUCUGCACUAUGGACUAUACCAUUCCUUGUAUGAAUGGUUCAAUCCGCUGUAUCUAAAAGAUAAGAAGUCAGGCUUUAAGACCCAGGAAUUUGUUUAUCGCAAAGUCUUUCCAGAGCUCAUUGACCUUGUCAAAAGGUAUAAACCAGAGCUGAUCUGGUCAGACGGGGAUUGGGAAGCCCCUGACACUUACUGGAAUGCGACGGAAUUUUUAGCCUGGCUUUAUAACGACAGUCCAGUGAAGGAUGUAAUUGUGGUGAAUGACAGAUGGGGGAUCGGAACAUACUGUAAACAUGGAGGUUACUUCAACUGUGCUGAUAAGUUCACUCCAUCCACCUUACCCAAGCACAAAUGGGAGAAAUGUAAUUCAAUAGACACGUACUCCUGGGGUUAUCGCAGGAACAUGAGGCUCGAUGAUUUGAUGGAUUUGCCCGCCAUUAUAAAGGAUCUCGUCUUCACCGUGGCUUAUGGAGGAAACUACCUGCUGAAUGUCGGACCGACGUCAGAUGGCAUGAUCCCGACCGUGUUUGAGGAGCGUCUCCGAGGUAUUGGCGCCUGGCUGAAGGUUAAUGGUGAGGCCAUCUACGCCACCACACCAUGGAGAGUUCAGGCUGAGAAUGCCACUGUGCCAGUCUGGUACACUGCCAAAGGCUCGACCGUGUAUGCCAUCUUCCAUACCAGACCAACGAAGUACUCAUUCCAGCUCUUCUCUCCUGUAACCUUCGACAACACUGUGGUGACUCUGUUGGGAAGCUCUGAGCCUUUAAAGUGGGCUCCUCUGCAUUCAUCAGGACUGCUCCUGCUGCUGCCUGAGCUGCCGUCCAGUGCUGCUGGGGCGUGGGCCAUCAAACUGGAUGGAGUGGCUUAAUAGUCUGUGUAAGAUGGUUUUUACACAAGACUGGAUCUUGCCUUAAUGUUUUGCCUUAACUUUUUUUAAAUUGAUUAUCAAGAAAUUUUUAAUGUUUUUAAAAUGAUUUUAUAAAUACACUGUAUACAAAUCACUGUAUUACAAUCUAUGCUGAAUAAAUUUUCUGUUCAUUUGUAAAA